This is a messenger RNA of Caenorhabditis remanei, 570 nucleotides long. RefSeq lists its product as uncharacterized. Gene Ontology annotation, molecular function: calcium ion binding. The record is from RefSeq and is a predicted model, not a curated record. The coding region runs from base 1 to 570 and encodes 189 amino acids. Lineage: Eukaryota; Metazoa; Nematoda; Chromadorea; Rhabditida; Rhabditidae. The transcript is spliced from 4 exons.
AUGCCUGUGGCAAAAGACAAUCAAUUUUGGGAUGCUUUGAUGGAGAAUAAAGUUGCGAAGAAGUUGAUUAAGAAGCACAAAUGUAAGGGUAAAUGUGAGAAUAUUGAUGAAUUGGCUCAACGAUACGAAGUAUCGAAACAGGAAGUUGAGAAAGUUUUCAAAAUAUUCCAACUGAUGGAUGACGAUGGAUCUGGAACAAUUUCUUCAUCUGAAGUUGCCAAAAUGCUCAAUGAACUUGGUAUUGAUGUUUCUCCAAAAGUUGUUCAAGCUGUGAUGAGAAGUAGUGAUGUUAGUGGAGAUGGUCAAAUUGAUUUUGAAGAGUUUCUCGCUGCUGUCACUUCAAAAAUCAAGCUGAGCACUGUGAAAGCCGAUGUUCAACUGAUGCUCUCCAAGAUUGAUCACAAUCCAGAGAAAGUGAUUUCUGCCGAAGAACUUGUCGUAGCUUGGAGUGAGACCGUCUCUACUAAUAUUACUGUCAAAGAAGCAUGUGCUCUCAUUCAGCAAGCAGAUACCCAAGGACGCGGAAAGGCAACAAUUCAUGAAUUUAUCACAAUGUGUCAGACUGUAUAA